This is a messenger RNA of Branchiostoma floridae (Florida lancelet), 4050 nucleotides long. RefSeq names its product ubiquitin carboxyl-terminal hydrolase 8-like. The record is from RefSeq and is a predicted model, not a curated record. The coding region runs from base 210 to 3842 and encodes 1210 amino acids. NCBI's taxonomy places the organism in Eukaryota, Metazoa, Chordata, Leptocardii, Amphioxiformes, Branchiostomatidae. Gene Ontology annotation, biological process: protein K63-linked deubiquitination; endosome organization; protein K48-linked deubiquitination. The transcript is spliced from 28 exons. Gene Ontology annotation, molecular function: cysteine-type deubiquitinase activity; protein binding. Gene Ontology annotation, cellular component: postsynaptic density; dendritic spine; midbody.
UACAACAUGUUGCCAACCAUUUAGUUCGGUGACGUCAUUACAUAGAUUUCACCAACAAGACAAGAUGGCGGCGCUUGUUACGAUUUUGGAUGCGGAAGUAAAAGCAAAGUGAAUGUUUGCGAGUUUUAGUAAAGUUGGUUCCCUGUCAGCCUGGUGACUGCAAUUCGGAGGUGUGCUACCAUCUGUUAUCUGUUCCAAACAUUGACAUCAUGCCAUCUGCGAGCAAGAAGAACUUGUACCUGUCCUCCUCCGUGGGGGGUCUCAACAAGCUGGCAGAAGUCAAGUUAGAACGAGGAAUCAGCUUGAAAAGUUACUGUAACUCUGCCACCAAGCUUUACAAGGCUGCCCUGGAGCACAGUCUGCUGGGGGACGAGGAGAAGGCUUACGUUCUCUACAUGAAGUACUUCAACAUAUACGGGCACAUCAGGAAGUCAAAGGACUUCAAAAAGGAUGAGUCCUAUUAUGCCAAACUGAUGGGUUCCGCCAAUGCUAAGAAGGCUAUAGAAGAAGCUGAGAAACUUUCAAAGAGCCUAAAUGACAGGUAUGACCUGAAAGCAGAUGCAGAGAAGGCUAAGAAAGUUGCAGAGGAGUUAGAAGUGCUGAGAGACAGUUCUGGCAAGGACGACAAAGUCACCCUCUCUCCCAGCGAUGAUGUCGGCAGCUUCUUCCCCUACGUACCUGUGGACAAGUUGUCGUCAUCAGGGGUGUACAAUCUACUGAAGGUAGGAGAGAAAAAGACACCGCUGUCCCCUGAGAAGCCAAAUGAGCCAGAUGAAAUCACCAAAGCUCUAGAGAAGAGUGUUUCAGUAAUAAGGGAGACCAAACCCGGGUUCAUAUCAGCAGAACAGCUGUACAACAUGUUCCAGGACAGGGACACGUCUUUCCUGAUCAUGGAUGUGCGGCCCCAGGACCAGUACAGCUCCUCUCACAUCAAGCAUGGGGCCAGCAUCAACAUUCCAGCUGAAGUCAUCAAGCCUGGGACCACAGUAAGUGUGAUAGAGAGGGGCCUACCUGAGGACACCAGGACACAGUGGGACAGGCGUGGCCAGGUGGACCACAUCAUCCUGGUAGACUGGGAGGGGGGUGCUGAGGACCUGGCUGUGGGUUCAACUCUGCAGAGCCUGAAGGAUGCUAUGUUCAAGUGGGACUCAGUGACCAUAAUAAAAAGCGAGCCGUUGGUACUGGAGGGAGGGUUUGACAACUGGCUCUUCACCUACCCAAUGUACACCACUAACCCCAGCGUUCCACGGCCGCCUGCGUAUACUCAACAAGAACAACAUGGUAUCAUUUCAUUUGACUUUGAUUACCCAACACUUGAUGAUGAGAAAGAAGAAGAACCAGAGGUGCAGGACCAGAAGAAAGAUGAGAGGGCCUCUCCGGUUGGUGUUAUUGAGCCACCUCCUGCCUUAACAGCCAAUCAGAAUGGUUCAGCAGUAGGGCUGGUCAGUGUGCCCGCAUCCCAGGUCGAUGUUGUCCAGCAGCCGAAGGACGUCCCAAAGCCAUCUCCACCAGUGGUCAACAGAGCGACCAAACCCCUUGUUAAAGUCCCUCCCUCUUCACCUAAGCACCAGAAACCCACCCCCACAGUGAAUGGUACAGCCGGCCAAGGUGCUACUGAUGACUCACUUGUCGAGGGCAGUAAACCAUCACAGCCUGCACCAACACAGCCGUCCUUUCCACAAGUAGACAGAAGCACCAAGCCUAAGAUAUCUCUCAACAGAACAUCCGAGUUGGAUAAACCAUCGGGACCUUCGGAAGCUGAGCUCAGGAUUUCUGAGUUAGCCAAGAUUGGUUUGGAGAAGCUGGAAGCUGAGAGGAGGAAGAUAGAAGAGGAGAGGCAAAGAAUAGAGGAGGAGAAGAAGAAACUGGAAGUAGAGAGACUCAACCACAUGAGAAAUAUGCAGGAAAAAGAAGAUGAGAAGAAGCAGGAGUUAGAGAGAAUAGAGGAAGAGAAGAGAGCGAGGGACAGACAGCUGGAGAAGCUGAGAAAACAGAAACAGGAGAAGCUGAAACAACAGCAGGAGGCUGAGGAGAAGAGGGAGGAAGAACUGGAGAAGGAACGGCAAAAACAGGAGAGGGAGAGACAGCUGAAAGAAGAAGAAGAAAAGAAACUACAGGAGCUUGAAGACACGAAGAAGAGAGAGGCAGAGAAGAAGGCACAGCAGGAAAGAGAAGAAGCAGAACGAGCCCAGAAGCUAAAGGAAGAGCAGGAAAAACUGAGUAGAGAAAAAGCUGAGACGGCAAGACAAGAAGAAAUUGCAAGGGCUGAGAAGGAGCGAGAAGAGCGGUUGAGACAGGAGACAGCGAAGAGAGAACGGGAGGAACAAGAGAGACAGGAGAGGAUAAAGAAACAGCAGGAGAGGGACAAGGAGUUCGCCAGACUGGAGGCAGACAAAUCCUCAGCUGGGUCCAAAAACCCUGUGACGAGCCCCGGGCUGCCGGUUGGAUGGGAGAAGGUGUUAGACCAACAGACCGGCAGAUAUUACUACAAGGACCACAACACAGCCACUACGCACUGGAACUUACCUCAGUCGAUUCUGAACCGGAGUCCGGGAUCUGGAAGUGGCACCUACAAAGUCUCUCUUCAGGACGAACCACAAGGAAAAGGAAAGCUGCGCAGGUCCCACUCUUCACCAAACAUUGCCCAGAUGGUGGCAGACGAGCUAGCCGAGACGAAGAAGGUUCCCAAGGUGGACAGGAAGGGGAAACCAGAGAUUGUCCGCGCCCCCAAGGUCAGACCAGAGUCUGCAGAGGUGCAGGCAGCACGACUGAGAAACAUGCAGCCAGUCUUUGGAGGGCAGGGUCGAGGGCUGACUGGUUUGAGGAACCUAGGAAACACCUGUUACAUGAACUCCAUCAUACAGAGUCUGUGUUCUGCCACCUUACUGUCCGAGUACUUCCUGAAGGAGACCUACAAGUUUGACAUCAACAGGGAGAACAAACUGGGCUGUAAUGGUGAGAUAGCUGAGGAAUUUGCUGCUAUAAUCAAAGCACUGUGGUCAGGACAGUACAGGUCUGUCGCACCCAGGGACUUCAAGUGCUCUGUAGGCAAGUACAACUCCCAGUUUGCCAACUUUAACCAGCAGGACUCACAAGAGUUCUUGUUGUUCCUGAUGGACGGACUGCAUGAAGACAUGAACAGGGUGAAGAAUCGUGAGUACAUACAGGAUGAGGACAUGAGCCACCUCCCUGAUGUCACCCUCGCUGAGCGGGCCUGGCAGAACCACAAGAGACUCAACCAGUCUAUCAUUGUAGAGCUUUUCCAGGGUCAGUUCAAGUCCACCCUAGAGUGUCUGCGGUGCAAGAAGACGUCCACCACGUUUGAGGCCUUCAUGUACCUGUCCCUGCCCAUCCCAUCUUCAGGGAGAUGUAAACUGCAGGACUGUGUCCAAACCUUCACCAAGCCAGAGAAGGUAUCGGGGAGUGACAAGUGGUACUGCUCACGCUGUAAGACUCACAGGGAGGCUGUGAAGAAGAUUGAGAUCUGGAAACUGCCACCUUUCCUGCUCAUACACCUGAAGAGGUUCAAGUACGAGGGUGUGUGGAGACAGAAGUUGAACACCAAUGUGGACUUCCCUCUCAGCAGCUUUGACAUGAGGCCCUUUAUUGUAGGCCCUAAACCACAGCCCCACUACAAACUGUUUGCUGUGUCGAACCACUAUGGCACCAUGGAGGGAGGACACUACACUGCCUUCUGCAAGAACACCGGUAACAGGAAGUGGUACAAGUUUGAUGACCAUGAAGUCAACGAGUUGUCCACCUCAAGUGUGCAGUCGUCUGCUGCCUACAUCCUGUUCUACAGUGCGAUGGAGCUACAACCACCCAACCAGACGUCCUUUUGAAGAUGUGAUGCUAGUCUAUAAUAUUGUUGUACAGUAUACAACAAUGUAUGUACAUGGAAUAUGAUUGUUGCAUGUGGAGAUAAGCUGACUAAUUACAACCAAGGGUGUCACUGUAACACACCAGUUCUACAGACUGGUGUACAUGGGUUCAUUAAUAGGAAAUACAAUCAUUAUGUUAUUAAGACUAAGAUACAAAUGUAUCUAACUU